GCAGACGCGGAAAAGCAGCUUUUCAUGAUCCCCCACAUAACAAUGGCCACCAGGAGGAGCGCGUGCGUGAUGCGCUGCGCGUCUCCCCACAAAGUAAUGGCUGUUUGUAGGGGUACAAGCAGUUAGUAGGCUUGCUUGUGUGGCUGCUCGGGGUUGGUAUACAUUUCUUUCAGCGCCCAGCUCCACCGAGAUGCCGCAGAAGCCCGAAGAGGAGGAGGAGGAGGAGGCAGGCCGGGGAGACUUGCGACGUCUGCGUUCGGUAAACACGCGAGAGCCUUGUCAGGUCAUUUUUUGCAACCGCAGCCCGCGUUUGGUGAGCCCCAUCUGGCUGGACUUCGAUGGGAAACCGCGCCCCUAUCCGAACCUGCAGCCAGGCACAGGACGCCGGAUGCACAGCUACUUGGAACAUCUUUGGUUGUUCAGAGAUGCAGGGACAGAUGAUCGUCUGCAGGUCAAUGAGGCAGAGCUGUUUGUGGCCACGCGCAAUAUGAAUGGACAGCCCAUAUUGGCAAACAUUACAUUACCAGUGUUCACUCUGAAGGAGAGAUGUCUUCAGGUUGUCCGUACCUUGGUGAAACCAGUGGAUUACAGAAAACUAGACAUUGUUAAGUCACUAUAUGAAGAUCUAGAAGAUCAUCCUGACAUUAGGAAGGAUCUUCAGCGGCUUUCCUUGGAAAGAAGUGAAAUGCGAAGGAAUUAAGUCUCUGAUAGAAGAGAAGACUCCUAAUUGGACAAACUGUUUCCACUAAUAAUUGUGGGGUACAAAUUGCAUUUUCUAUGGCUUAUGAAUACCCUUCAGUGAUGUUAUGGGGUUUUAGAAGGCAGAACUUGCUUUUAUGUAGAAUGUAUAGCUUCAUAACACAGACAACCCCAGCUGUGGGACAAUGAUCUACUAUGUUAAAUCUUGGUUAAAUCUGGACAAAACCAAUAUUUGCAUAAUUUUGAUUCAUGGAAUGCCAAGUACAAAAACUCAUCCAGAUGUUACACAACUGUAAGAACAAUUGCUGCUGAAGCUAUUUUCAUGUUUCUUUCUCUUUAUUAAUUUAUUAUAGAUCAGGGUAUUCCUAAAAAAUUGAAGUUGGGCAAAUGCAUUCUCAUACCAAAGGAUGAACCUUCCUGAAACCAUAAAUCACUCCCCUAACUAUCUAUGUACUGUGGCAGAAACUUUUUGGCUCCUUUGAUUUGUCCAAAGAUUUCUUACACAUUGCCGUUUCAGAUGGGGCUUUGAGAUGUCCCUGUCUGUGGUAUCUGCACUGCACUAUGCAAGUAUGUGAUGCAGUAAAAAAAAAAUGGUAUAAAGGGAACACCGUUAAGUGUUAUGUUUUAGUUAAGUGUUAUGUUUUAGUACUCUGUAUCAUUCCUGUUUAAAUUGGUAUCUUCAUAUCAGUGUUUUUCCCAGUUCAUUCAAAAUAAGCAUCUGACAACCCUGUGAUGGUGGUAGACUCUUCUACCAGAACUCACUUUUAACUUGGUUCAGAUUUUAGUAUUGCGAUACAAGUGAAUGGAGUAAGUGUGGGGAUCAUACCUAGCUUUUCCUCUUGCAGGUUCCAAGCAAGAACCUAACAAACCCAGCAAUCUGUGAAUACUUGUCAAGGGCUUUUGUCUCCCUCGUCCCAUACCAGUACAAUAUUUUAACAUUGUGAGGCUGACUACUGAAAUAGUAUCUUUUAGUCAUAGGGAGGCUAAGGGAACUCUCAUCAUAUUCUGGUAUUUCAAACCUACAGCUAAUAAAAUAGCACCACUGUGUAUGCUGUAAUGUUAGACCUCAGCACCAGCAAUUAUUACUGAUUGAUCUUGUGCACUUAUCUGUAGUCCAAAUGCAAAUCCUUACAGAGCUAAUGUGAAAUUAAAUUCGUUGUUGUUGGAACAUAAUUUUAAUUUGUUGUGAAUUGUUACAUUUUGUAAGGCACUAGUUUGUGGAGUAAAGUAUGUAGUAUCUUGGAGAAAAAAUAUUUCAUAUGUACAUUCUAUGAUUUUUAAACAAAUGUGUACCUUGGAUGUUACCUUGAGGACAGCAUUCAUGAAUUUAACUGGAGCUUUCCCUUGGAGAAAAUAAAUGCAUGUAGUUUGUAGUACAAUAAGAGUUGAAAGAAGACUGUUAAAAUGCCAGUUUUUCAUUUGUGGUGGAAACCCUUGUCAGGAUGGGAAUUCUAAAUAAGUUGUUUAGCACAACUGCCUGCUGGAAGCCUUCUACUGUGCACAUGUUUUGUAUGUGUGCCUUUGGAUUGCACUCUUUGCAGACAAGAUAUUCCUCCAGUUAUGUAUUAGGCUUUUUAAUUGCAACACUAAGGAACUCAAAAGUGGAAGAAAUGCAAGGUUCUUCCACUAUCAGGGGUAAAAAUGGCUUAGUGUCUACAUAGGCCUGAUUUUAGUGACCUUCAUGAAUUUUUGUGUCUGAUUUCGGAGAGCUGCCAGGGCACUUUCUGCUAAUACAUAGUUUCAUGUAUAUAAAAGAUUUUCAAGAUAUUAAAAGUUUCUAUGCCUUUGUA
Molecule: messenger RNA, 2489 nt
Organism: Heteronotia binoei (common prickly gecko)
Lineage: Eukaryota; Metazoa; Chordata; Lepidosauria; Squamata; Gekkonidae
Gene: VHL
Product: von Hippel-Lindau tumor suppressor
Exons: 3
Coding region: 191-700 (169 amino acids)
Source: RefSeq, a predicted model, not a curated record